CUGCACCCAAAGAAAUAACCGGAAUCCGGAUGUCAUCAUCUUUUGCUUUUGUCCCCCAGACUUGUAUCUCUUUAGCUAGAGAACUAUCGCACCGCACAGCAUUAUAUUUACCAGUCACCAUGUCCAGUUCUUCAAAUCUCGUCGCCAUGAAGAAAAUUGUGCAGCAGCUACGCUUUGAGGCGAGCAUUAACAGAGUGAAGGUGUCCCAAGCUGCUGCAGACCUCCAACAAUUUUGCAUGCAGAAUGCUAUGCAGGACCCUCUCCUGACCGGAGUGUCGUCCAGCACUAAUCCUUUCAGACCACAGAAAGUCUGUUCCUUUUUGUGAGACCACUGCAUUCAUCGGCCUUCUGUUAAGUGCUACAGGGAAAAGUUGACCUCAACACUGCUCUUCAUGUCAAGCCAUUAUAAUACUGCCACGUGAUCUCUUUUGUGUCGAUAAAGAUGAAAUCGUGUCAAAAUUGCCAUCUAUUUUCAACCCGAGGAGAAGAAAGACGGUUUAUUUUCCAUGGCACAGUGUGAUUUUUUUUUUCAAUUAAAUUAUUGUGCCUUUUCUAACGUUCUAUUUUAGCCAUCAAUGUUCUUGACUUUUUUGUAUUUAAGGAUUAAAAUACAUUCUUUACUACUCUCUCAAGUAA
Messenger RNA from Gadus morhua (Atlantic cod), 636 nucleotides. Its product is annotated as guanine nucleotide-binding protein G(I)/G(S)/G(O) subunit gamma-5. The record is from RefSeq and is a predicted model, not a curated record. Bases 30 to 326 code for a protein of 98 amino acids. Gene Ontology annotation, biological process: G protein-coupled receptor signaling pathway. The transcript has 3 exons. Gene Ontology annotation, cellular component: heterotrimeric G-protein complex. Gene Ontology annotation, molecular function: G-protein beta-subunit binding. NCBI's taxonomy places the organism in Eukaryota, Metazoa, Chordata, Actinopteri, Gadiformes, Gadidae.